UUUCCGGAUGCGGAUAUGCAAAGCGGUAGUUCUGGUUCAUCCCGUUGGUGAAGGAAAAUAAUAAGAAUGUUAAUAAUAAUUCACCUACGAGCCUGUAGAUAAUCCAGGCGUUGUCGUCGGAUGUCUUAAAGCGGGUUCGUUCUGGUUUCAGGCCAGUCGUUGCAUUCAGGAUAUUCUGACGCCAUGAGCCGAAAAAAUAGGGCUAUUCCCCCGGUCUUGCUAACUGUUGUCAUGUUUAGUCAACUUUGGCGCCUUCGUUACGUACCAGCACGCUUCACGGACGGGGCUCCCUCAUUUUCUGCUUAGUUUACAUCCACACUGCACUUGUACUUCUUUACUUACAUAUACAAUAUUGAGACCUUCUAUGGUGGGGGAUUAGUAUAUAUUAUGGAACUGCAUGCUGAUAUUGAGACAUCUAACUAAAUAGAACCGAUUUAGACAGAAAAAAAAGGCCCACAUUACAAAAUUCAACUAGUCUGUAUAUAAUAGCUGAUAACAGUGAGAUUACCCGAAUGGAGCCGUAAUAGCCUAAUAUAAACAGCAGAGAACAGAGAGGAGGAUGGCCCCACAGACACCCACAGCAGUAAGAACUACCCAAGCCUGGCUGCAGUCCUCCAGGCAUAUCCAGGUGCCCUUUGCCUGGCUUGAAGCCUGCGUUGAGUGGAUUCAAGGAGAGGCUGGAGGAGCAGAUCAUCUGUCUCAGCAGCAAAUCAAUCAACAGGUCCUGGACCAGUGGCUGCUGACAGAUCUGAGAGACCUGGACCAUCCGGUUCUCCCUGAAGGACUCGCCCAGGCCCAAAAGACAGAACUCAACGGCACCUUUUGUGUCCAGGUUGACUCAUUGUUGGACGUCAGUCAGCCUGCAUAUGGUCAGCUGCAGAAGUGGAGGGGUACAGACUGCACCAAUGACGAGGUCUCAGCUGUCACGCAGGCCACUCAGAGGCCCUGGGAGGCCAGCUCGACCCGUAUGCUGCUUCUCCAGAUUACGGAUGGAGUCCAGAGCUUGGAGGCCAUGGAGUAUCAGUCCAUCCCCGCCCUCAGCGCAGCACUCAGGCCCGGUGUGAAGCUGCAGUUGCAGGGCAAGAUGGUCUGCCGACUUGGUGUCGUGCUUUUGGGGCCGUCCAAUGUGAAGGUGCUAGGCGGUGAGGUGGAGGACUUGGUGGAAAGGAAUACUCAGGGAAAGGUGCUGUGCCGCACGCUCGGCCUUCCUGAGCCGGAGCAGCGGCAUGAGGAGGAAGGGGGGGAGGCUUCGACACAACCGCGUCAAGGCAUCCAGGAAGUGGAGGACCUGGAGGUGGAUGAUGCGGAGCUGUUGGCCAGCCUCGAGGAACAUCGUGAGGUCGAAGUGCUUCAGGUUCAGCCUACUAGAGACAGCGGCUACGGGACCACGCAGGAGCCCUCGGCCCUGUCUUCCUUCCUUGGGGACCUUGUCUCAUCCAGGAGUCAAGCCUCCACCUCUUACAGAAGCGACUUGACACAAACGAACAGGAGUGGGUCCGUCGGAAGAAACCACAGCGAUGACGGACAGCGACGCUCUGACCUUGUCGAGUUCUUCCACUCUGAUGCGAUGGAUCAAAACAGCCAAGGCGCCAACAUGGCCGGCGACGAAUUUCCCGACGAAGACUUUGAUGAUUUUCCCCUGGACGAGUUAGACGACGUCAUAUUUCAGGAAAGUGAAAAUGUUGACGGCGGCCAGAGAAGCACGCUUCACAGUAACAGAAUAGCAGGACAUGAAAGCGGCGUGGAGAGAGCAACAAAGCCUCAGCCCCCUCGGUUAGAGGCGCACGCCUCACAUCGAUCUGGGACAUUUGAAGGCUCCAGAUCCACCACACUGAAAAGAGACCACCAAGGCUUGAUCAAGGAGGCUCCGGUCGCGUCCAAGCCCUUCGUUCUGUCAAAAGUCUCAGAGCGGCCCAGAGAGUCAGAGUUGGGUGUCGGUGAUGAGAACGGUUUUAGGGAUGACGACAUGGACUGCGUGUUUCAGGAGGUUGAGGACAAUCCAGGGCAGACGGAGAGCUCUGAAGGACUGGCUCAGAUCUCUGCUAAAAAACAAUCGGGAAGAGAGGGAGAAAGCGUUUCCGGCUGUAGCCUUUCCAGGGUAUCCCCGAAAACGCUUACCGGCUCAUCACACAAGUUGAACGCUACAGACGCCAGCUUCCCCGCUCUCAGUCUGACCUCCGCACCUUUCACCUACUUGUGCCUGCUUGAAAAGCUGACAUCUGAACCGCGCUCGCGCCCGCUCCAGAUCCACGUCAAAGCCUUCAUCGUGACUCUGCUGGGGAAGCUGAGCAGCGGUAAUGGCGUCUGGAGUGUUUCCGCCUCCAUAUCGGAUGGAACGGCUUACCUGGACGUGGAGCUAUCCAAUCGGGUUUUGACAGGCUUGCUGGGGUUCUCGGUGGCGGAGAAGACGGCUCUGAAGCGAGACCCGGCCCGCAGGGGGGAGCUGGACUCGGGCAUGAGGAGGUGCCAGGAAGAGCUGGUGGACAUGUGCUGCAUCAUGACCAUCGUCGUCGAGCCGGGCGACGGGAGGGCCGUGGUGACCGAGGCCCAACCGGUCAGCGAGAGAGUGCUGCGGGAGCUGGAGCGGAGGGCGAGAGAAAGUCAACGCAGCUGAGUGGAAGUGGGCGAAAAUGAGAAAAUUACCUCCAAUGGAAAGAUUAAAUUGCCUUUCAGCGGAGGGGAAAAAUUGCCAAUAAAGCGAUGAUCAAAAGCGAUGAUCAACCUGCCCUUCUGCUACGUUUUUAGACGGCAGAAGGUGUGAACUGGAAGUCCGAUGAUCUGAUGAUCUUGUGUCGCAAUGCGUCCCAUCUGCCGUAUGCGAACGUAGCAUUCUGUCGUUUGGCACCGUGGGACCUAAUUCAUCUAUUCGUCGUGCUGUCGUGGGCUUUAAAAUCCACCGCGUCGCUUACAGUUUACGCGCAGCCAAGCACAACGUGUGUAUCGAUUAGCAGAAUGCUGCUUUGGACAGCCCCGAGUUAGGCGUCACGCGUUCUGUGUAACAUCGAAAAACCGCACUAGGAGAAAAGUGGAGAUGAAAGUAGGUGUUCGGGGGUGUUCAUGUUCUGAUUGCGGUAAUGAAUUGCCGGUCUAUGCAUUCAUCCAACGCGGCCAUUACUUCCCACUGAAAAAGUGAUUGAAUAGGCAAGGGCAGCAUGGGUCUUUAAUAAACUUCCUCAGAGGAGAAUGAAAGGAAAGGUGGGGGGGAUAAAGGAGAGGCGAUGAGCUUUGAUUAUUUCUCUGCUCCUCGGAGCCAUGUCCGUGGUUUCGGUUUUAAAUGUAGCGGUUUGUUUGUUUUUGUUCUAAAUACGGGAAAUAAAAAGAUACCAAAAAGGUUUUUAUCAUA
Molecule: messenger RNA, 3343 nt
Organism: Fundulus heteroclitus (mummichog)
Lineage: Eukaryota; Metazoa; Chordata; Actinopteri; Cyprinodontiformes; Fundulidae
Gene: rmi1
Product: RMI1, RecQ mediated genome instability 1, homolog (S. cerevisiae)
Exons: 9
Coding region: 560-2614 (684 amino acids)
Biological process (GO): resolution of meiotic recombination intermediates; double-strand break repair via homologous recombination
Cellular component (GO): nuclear body; RecQ family helicase-topoisomerase III complex
Molecular function (GO): nucleotide binding
Source: RefSeq, a predicted model, not a curated record